Molecule: messenger RNA, 1688 nt
Organism: Rubroshorea leprosula
Lineage: Eukaryota; Viridiplantae; Streptophyta; Magnoliopsida; Malvales; Dipterocarpaceae
Source: the annotation of a GenBank genome assembly
GGCCCUUUGGACAUGUGGUGUAAUCUUAUCCAAUCCUAGCCUUGAUUGGAUCAUUGUCAGAAAAAAAAUUUUGCAAUGCAAAGACAUGAUUUGAAUCUUGGAGUAAUGUCGAAGCUCGUCGGUUUCCAGUUUGUUUUUGACGAUGAUUCGCAUUUUCUUCGUCCAAGCUGAGAUUUUCAAAGGGAGUGGUCCACCAAAACCGCUUGUGUGUGAAUUUUCUUCACCCUUCAUCUUCUCCUGUAUUAUUUUAUAUAUGCACUAUGCAGAUUCUUCCUGUCCGGAUUUUAGGUUUAAGCGGCUGGCUCAGGCAAGGACUUGGAACCAGCACACACCGAUUCACCGUUGACCCGUUUUGAUGAUAGCCUUUUUUCCAUGUGAUCUGGGGUACUUUUUGCUUAAAAGGUUGAUUGUCCGCAGUUUGGAAAGCUUGUUAAUUUGGUGUUUCCUCGUGCGUUUAUGGCUCUUGAUUGGUCGCCGGACUAGUGGAGAUUGAAGUUCUCAAAAGGGUCCACGUAGUUCUUCUGUUGAUGUGGGUAUGGAACACAUCAUAUAUUGAAAGAUGAAGUCGCCUAGCAAAGCUGAAAUGUGCUACCAUGGGAAAAACUGCUUAUCCGCUCAGGAAGCUCCAUGUUGCUGUCACUUUGCUGCCACUGUGUUGCAGCUUUGACACCACAACUCCAACACUCUCCUUGGUGUUAAAGCUUGGAUAAACAUUUCAGCUCCUCCUACAAUGCUGCAGCUUCAUCUUGCUUGGAUUUGUUGCUCUAACAAAUUAUUCGAGCUAUAAACAUUUUCAGCAACUCCAUUUCAACAACUUGUCCUUCCUUGGAUCUUUGCUGAGCUUUUCUGUAAGUUAACUCAGUUUUCUUUGUUUUUCAUUUCCAUCUACAGCUUCAUUGGGGUCACAGGUCAUAUUCAACUUUAUGGUGAACAAGACUUGAUGCAUGCUCUGAGUUUUCUUCCUUUCUCAGGCUGCACCUUCAUUGGACAUUCUUUUUCCCUUUGAACUGCUGGCUGUAGGUACCAUAAACACCUUUAAUUUGUUUGUUGGUCCGGCUUGCCUCUCCACACCAGCUCCUCACCAUGCUUGAUCUUGAGCUAUAGUGCGCCUAACUUAUGCCUUCAUUACUUGCUGAGUGAUUUAGCUAAAAAUGGAAGAAGGAUUUCACUACAAAACCUACUGGAAUCCAUAGAAAGAUUUUUGGUGGUAAAAAGGGGGGAGAGAGGACCUGGACAAGAAGGAGACAGGCACCCGGAGUUACCUCAUUUGGUGAGGGAGAAAAGAAGAUACAACCAUCUUAUAACUUUGCAUCAAUCAAACCUGCAGCAGCCUCUGUUCCAGAUGCCUGAAUACCUUAUUUAUUUAUCCAUACGUGUGGCCUUCUUCUCUAAUUUGCUGGUAUGCAUUCCCCUUGUAAAUGACCCCUACAUGACAGUCAUAAGCAGAGGGAAUAAUUUCUAGUAGUUUCUAAAUUUACUUUUGUGACAAACAUGCCAUGUUUGAAAUGGCAUUCUUGUUCCUGGGUGUUUUUACAGUUGAUAUUCAACUCUCACGUUCUACUCUUCUUCUCUUCCCCUGACUUCUAUAUGAUUGUGAUUUUUACAAGAGAACUAUAUUCACAUCUUGAAUAACUUUGAGUUAGAACCUCAAUUGUGAGAUAUUACAAAAAUGAAAAUCUCUCAUCACA